Messenger RNA from Labeo rohita (rohu), 1105 nucleotides. RefSeq lists its product as uncharacterized. The record is from RefSeq and is a predicted model, not a curated record. The transcript is spliced from 3 exons. The coding region runs from base 692 to 1105 and encodes 137 amino acids. NCBI's taxonomy places the organism in Eukaryota, Metazoa, Chordata, Actinopteri, Cypriniformes, Cyprinidae.
UUCAGUCACCAAAAGCAACUUUCCUGCCUUUCAAAUCAUUUUUCACAGUUCAGUAUGUGAUACAGAAUUUCCAGUCGUUCCCAGAGAAACUCAUUUGUAAAAGUCAUAUUGAAUGUGUUUUUCCUUUUAUGCUCAGCACUAAAAAUCUAUUAAAUGCAAUGCUUUUUAUAAAAACCUCAGUAAUAACACAGGACAUUGGUGAAAACCUGUGGGAACCCUGUUGAUCUCCUGAGUCUGAAAAGCUUCCAAGAUCGAUCCACAGAUCUCCUGCUUUCUUGGAACUUUGCCUUUUAUGCAAAUGAAGCCCAAAGCAUCAUCCUUAAAUGUGUCAUACCAGGAAGUGAGUGCCGGCAUUCAGUUCUGCAGAGAGAGAGAGAGAGCGAGCGAGAGAGAUUGAUCCGGAGCUGCUCAGGUUAAACACUUCCCAAGUGGGAAGCAGCACGUGUGGUUGGGAGCAUGGCGACCUCUCUGACCUCCAGAGGUCAAACGCUCCAUCAGUGAAGGGACGUGGCGUCCCACCUCUCUCUGUCUCUCUCUUUCCCUCCGCCGGAUUGAGACAACCUUUCAAUGUCAUUGCUCCGGGCUGCUGUUCUGGAGGUGCGCUUCACUCUCUGCAUUGGCUGCUUUCGGUCACACGUCAGCGUCAGGGAAAACAAGAUAAUUACAGGCCAAAUCUGAUCCGGUGAAUGACAUGGACCGGAAUGAGCUCUCGCCCGGUUCGGAUGUUGCCAUGACGAAGAAAGCGGCCCAUAAGAGCGCGCCAGCGUACCACUGCACCGGGAACAGCACCGCCAAGAGUUGCCUGGAGUCCAACUCGGAUGCCGCCGGGUCGAACCUGAAACCCAAUCACGUCGCCAUGGAGGAGACGGACGAUGCAGAGGAGGAAUCCAAGUUUCAGCAUCCGCGGCUGAGGAGAACAGGAGGAGGGAGCAGCGUCCAGAUUAAGAGCUGCGCACCGGGAGGAGCGGGAGGGGGAGGAGGAGGAGGAGGAGGAGGAGGCGCAUCCAGGAGCUCCACUUCCACUGAUGCGCGCCCGGGUGAUGGGCGGAGGAGGAGGAGGCAAAGCGUCUACCGUAGUGGCCACCGUGACGGUAGAGGCUUGUAA